UCGGAACCUGUCGUUGGACGCGUCCUCUUCCCGUCUUCCGUCUAAACCGCUGCUUUUCGUUCACGAUCAGUUUUGCGGUCAUCAUCAGCAGCAGCCGCAUCAUCACUGACUGAUGACCUCCAUCCAUCUCUGUCGUCGACCAUCUCUCGUUCUCUCAUCCUCCAGGCUCCUCAGACCGUGUGUCCUCCAUCCACCAUGCUGCAGAUCGGGGACGAGGUGAUGUGCUUCUCUGCGGUGUUUCUGCUUCUGUUGUUGGGGACCAGGAGCGCUACGGGAGCCUGCCUCCUCACCGCAUUCCUCUACGUAUUCAUGGUGAUGUUCCGCUUCCCCCCGGUGCCAGCGGACCGGGCCGGCCACGUCCUCCGGCCCAGGGCUCUUUCUGCAGGCGGCGUGCCGGUGGUGGCGCACCGCGGAGGCAGCCAUGACGCUCCGGAGAACACGGUGGCAGCGAUCAGAGAGGCCAGUAGGAACGGGGCCACUGGAGUGGAGCUGGACCUGAGUUUCACCGCUGAUGGUGUGCCGGUCCUGAUGCACGACGAGACUGUGGACCGUACGACCAAUGGCUCCGGACCAGUUAGCAAACUGCAAAUUGUCCAAAUCAGGAGAUUAGAUGCUGCUGCUCACCACAGGCUGAAAGACAAGUUCGGUGGAGAGAAGGUCCCAACUCUGCAGGAGGCCGUGGAAGAGUGCAUGAGACACAAACUGACCAUCGUCUUUGAUGUCAAAGGUCAACCUGAUAAGGCUGCAUCAGUGCUUCAUGAGAUGUACAAGAAAUUCCCCGUCCUUUACAAUUCCAGUAUUGUUUCCUCCUUUGAGCCCAAAGUUAUCUACAAGAUGCGUCAGACUGACCCCGACGUGGUCACAGCCCUGACCCACCGGCCCUGGAGACUGAGCCACUUCGCUGACGGCACUCCUCGGACGCCGUCGGCGUGGGGUCAGCUCUGGACGGGGUUUCUCGACGUCUUGUUGGACUGGGCCCAUCAUCACAUACUGUGGAAACUUUGCGGCGUCUCUGCCAUCCUCAUGCAGAAAAACUUUAUCUCGUUGGACUACGUUCAGUACUGGGCAGAGCGAGGUGUGGAGGUGAUGGGCUGGACCAUAAACACCGCUGUGGAGAAAGACUAUUACCAAAAUGUUCUCAAGAUCGGGUACAUCACUGACAGUCUGCUGGGAGACUGUGAUCCUCAUUACUGAAUCACACACUCACACAAAGUCAGUAUUAUUGCAACCUUUUUCAGUUUCUUAACACACAAAACGGACACAUUUACAGAUGAAGUCUAAAUUAGUGCUGUCAGCAAGUCAACAUGUUUGGUGAAAGACGACAUUUAUUCACUGACAACAAGCCUAACGAGAGUUGUGGCUCCUUAUUGGAUAAAGUGUUGUGGGGAUACUCUCACACCUGAGACUGAGGCCAAAUCCAUACUAUGUGGUUUUAAUUUCAAAAUGAGCAGCAUCCAGUCGAGGCUUUUCAGCUCAGGAUCAGAAGGAGGCUGCGUCCAUACGACCACACCCCGAAAACAUAUAUAAUGAGAGCAUUCAGGUGCACUGGGCAUGAGCAUGCAGGUGUAAACAGGAGACUGAUUCUGCCCCACCGUUUCAAACCACAGACACAACAAACUUUGUAACCAAUUUCCAAUGUUUCAAUCCUGACAAAGCACAGACUAGACGAUGCACUCCAGACGCAGGACCACACGUUUGGCGUUUAAUCAAACGAUUUCCGGGCGGAGCUUCCAGGGAUUGAGGAUCUCACAGAAACUCAGAAAUUUAACGUGACUUCAGACAUGGAGGCGGAGUGUCGGCGUCAUCAGUUAAUAGCUGUUGUGUGCGGACGAAGUCAUCGCUGAGAAGACGGAAUCAACUAAACAGAAGUACGCAACAUCCGUUUCCCAAUCACUAAUUAGUUGUAAAUAUCAAACGCUAAUUUGGCCAAAUAAUUUGUUCAAGUGGGAAGCCACCCUCGAUGUCAGAAUGGCCAGAUUUGGACCAAACUCUGGGUAAUUAUCGUCUUUUUUGGGGCAAGCUUUAGUUUCAAAAAAGUCCUGAGCUGAUGCUUUACAGCUCCUUUAUUUUUCUCUAAACCGAUAAAACAUUGUGAACCAAAAAAAAAAGAAAAUGAAUGUGAGCAACAAAGAUAAUAUCCAGUUCCGCAUGCCCAGACUAAAAUCCAUCUAAACAGAGCUAGCAGCGUUUACAGCGUUUACAGUGUCAGUUAUUGGAGCCGCAUUAUAUGGAGGACAGGAGUAUCUAGAGUAAAAGUUAUGCAGUGUUUUACGUUUUUAAUGAAAACAGAGUAAUGUGAAUGUAGUCACUCUGGAUCAGUGACAGCUGUCAAAAUAUAGAGCUCAUUAACACAUAUUUCAACAAAGCGAUUUCCCUGACAGCAGCUUUAAGGAUGAAUUUGGUCUUAACUAACUAGCACUACAUUAGUCUAUUUGCAGAACGCAUGAUUUAUUUUAGAGAUAAGACGAGAUCAUGACCUGUAGCUGGCAUACAGGUGUUUUCCUUUAAAUCUUUAGACACAUUAGACCAAGAAGGUUCAUUUUCAUUUACAUCGGAACUCGGUAAAACCGAGACAAGUCGGUAAAAUCGUGCACACAAACGUACACCUGGACUAUAGCCGUUAGCAAUAGCAGUCAAUAACAGUACAUUUUACUGAUUUACUGUAAAACAAAUAUGACUGUAAAGUUGGUGGCAGCCAUCUUAGAAUCCUUUCCGAGUUAAAAAUCCGACUUCUGGCUACAAUGGGAACACACCACAAGGCCCGGGUGACACUUUCCACAUCCACUCUGGUCCAUGAGGGUCCACAUUACACAAAUUCAUCCAACCAUUUCCACGGUGGUCCACACAGAUGAACAAGAGCAGCCCUACAGCGUUGAGUCCAAGUGGACUGGACUCAUGUACCAUGACACUUUCCUAUCCAGUCACUCUUUUAGUUUAAGGAGACAACGAAAAAGACAGUAACCAUGGAAACUUGUGGUUGUGGUUACAUGAGGAAGUAUGCUCCAGAAUUCCUGAGGAGAAGUUGCCACCGCUGUAGUGAAUUGUUAGAAUGAGCUUUAGUCUGAAUGGAACCAUGCUCAUGGUACGUACAUGUGGAAAGUGUGACCCAGGCUAAAACCUCCUCAUCCUUAUCCUAUGACCAGCAGCAGCACCUCCAGCUCUCCUGAACCAGGUUUUUGGAUCAUGGUAAAGACCUUCUCUACCUUCAGAGCUGAUCUUUCAGUGGCUUUGUUGCCUUCACUGUAAAUAGAUUUUACACCUUCUUGCAUCGUGCCUGCCCUCAUGAUAUUUAUUUAAUAAUGAACUACAGAAGAUCUUGGGUGAAUGUGUCGUAUAAAGUUUAUACGUCACAUUCACUUGCCUGCCGUUGCUGCGCAAACACAGAGUGUUUGAGAGUGACUCAACUGUAAGAAACAACAAAGUUUGGUUAAUCCUUAAGGGGAAAGUGAAUGCUUUUGUUCAACUGUGUACUGGCCUACAAAUGUAACCAGUUUGACACAUGUCAGCUAUUGUGUAAUAUGAGGAUAAUACGUGUAAUUCCUGUUUAAAGAAACGGACUGUAAAAAAUUCUGCCUGAAAAAGCCAAUCAGGAGUAACUGCAGCCCAAGAAACAAGAGUGACAACAUUUCUUGUUGGUAAAAGCUUAACCACCUCAUCUCGUUACCCACACAUUUAUUCUGUAAGGUAUUUAGUUGAAUAAUAAUAUUAAUAAUAAUAAUUCUCCUGCAUUUAAUUUUUACAUUUUCAUCAAAAUAUUUGAAUUUUUGUCUCAAAUAAACCUUGAAAGUAUUGAAAGCCAGUUUGCAAAUAUGAAGUGCAUAGAAUUGUUUAAGUGAGAAUUGUAAGCAAAUAAAUUUUAUUCAACAAACAUG
Messenger RNA from Solea senegalensis (Senegalese sole), 3872 nucleotides. Its product is annotated as glycerophosphodiester phosphodiesterase 1-like. The transcript has 6 exons. Bases 196 to 1194 code for a protein of 332 amino acids. Lineage: Eukaryota; Metazoa; Chordata; Actinopteri; Pleuronectiformes; Soleidae. Gene Ontology annotation, molecular function: phosphoric diester hydrolase activity. Gene Ontology annotation, biological process: lipid metabolic process. The record is from RefSeq and is a predicted model, not a curated record.